This is a messenger RNA of Cucurbita moschata (crookneck pumpkin), 1129 nucleotides long. RefSeq lists its product as uncharacterized. The record is from RefSeq and is a predicted model, not a curated record. The coding region runs from base 6 to 716 and encodes 236 amino acids. Lineage: Eukaryota; Viridiplantae; Streptophyta; Magnoliopsida; Cucurbitales; Cucurbitaceae. Gene Ontology annotation, molecular function: nucleic acid binding; zinc ion binding. The transcript is spliced from 2 exons.
UAGCUAUGGUAACUCAAGAUGCUGAGGAGCCAGUGAGUGAGGCUCGAUUACGGCGUUAUCUUAUUCGUGGAUUACGAAAAGAGUUUAUGCCCUUUGUUUCCUCAAUACAAGGGUGGGCAAAUCAACCUACGGUAAUUGAAUUGGAGAAUCUUCUUUCCAAUCAGGAAGCCUUGAUUGAGCAAAUGACUACCAGCAACGAGUUUUCCCCAAAGUUAGAAGGUGUGUUGUAUGUCAAAGAUCAAAGGAGACAGAAUUUUCACUCAAGGCCUUCAUCUAGCAAUGAGAAUCAAUUCAGAAGUGACGAGUCGUCAAAGAAGCCAUUUAAAGCUUGUUACAGGUGUGGAAAAUCAGGCCACUUUAAACGAGAUUGUCAGGCGAAAGUGGUGUGUGAUCAUUGCGGAAAGCCAGGCCAUAUUAAACCAAAUUGUCGAGUCAAGAUGCAGGAAUCAGAAGCAAAUGCGGUACAUGAAAAUAAAAGUUCUCCAGAUCCAAUUUGGGAAUAUUGCUUAACCACUGAGGUUCUUGACCAGCCAACAAACGUGACUUCAGCCGUAUAUCAAGAUGAUGUUUCUACAGGUGAUCAAAAUUCUAAUUCCACUACUUACGCUUCUGAGUUUGAUUCUCUCCAAAUUUCGCAUCUGGACUCUCUCUUUUCUCCGAUUUCAAUUCUAUUGCCCCUGAUGACCCUUCUGUUUACUCCACGGCCUUGGAUUUGAGAUUCGACGAAAAUGAAGUUGUCGAGCUAACGUUUGACGAUCUUGACGGUCUUUACCUCCCCUCUGAGGCUAACGAUUUUCUCAUCUUGGAGAAUUUAGAUCAAACUACCAAUUUGCAGGAUUCGGCUACUGAUGCUCCGCCCCAGUCUGACCCAGAAAUAGCUGCACUGCUUGAUGAUGAUGAUUUAUCACGAUUUGGUUCUGAUGUUGAGGACUUGGAGGAGGAUUUCGUAGUUCAGGUAAAUUUAUGUGAAGAAGGGGAGGAUGGUUCAAUGGAUAAUAAGUUUAGUGUGGCUAAGGAUUCUGAGAAGGCGACAGGAAGCCAGAAUAUUAUUAAUAAUAAAUCUUUUGGCGAUGACAUUUUUGAGGAUGCAGAUGUUGACCAUGUGGAGGAUGAUGUUGACCAUGUGGAG